This is a messenger RNA of Scheffersomyces stipitis CBS 6054, 924 nucleotides long. RefSeq lists its product as uncharacterized. The transcript has a single exon. The record is from RefSeq and is a predicted model, not a curated record. Lineage: Eukaryota; Fungi; Ascomycota; Pichiomycetes; Serinales; Debaryomycetaceae. The annotation marks the transcript as partial.
AUGUCAAUGAUCCCUGCCCUGUCAUCUCAGUCUGAGAAGAGGACUCUGCCGCAUUACACACAAGACGAUCAAAGCACCAUCUUACCUGAAAAGAUCUAUCCUCCAGCCUACUUUGAGCCGACAAACGAAUAUCUCAACAAGGGAUGGAGAUUUAUGUUUUGUAACAACAACUUCAAUUCUGAUCUAAGGGUAUUUGUUUCAGCUGAUUCUGUAGGGAAGUACAAAUCGUUCAAGGAUGCUAGCGGCGCACAGGCUGCUAAGUACGCUCGGGAAUUGCAAAUGCAAGGGGUUGGCAUACCGUUGCUAAAAGCUGACAUUCAUAGACUCAGUCUUAACAAGUUUUUAACUAUUAAGCGGUACUAUGUGGAUAAGCAAAAGAUCAAGUUGCGAGGAUUCGAUAGCAAGCAAGACUUGCAUGACUUCUGUGUCGUAUGGAAAUAUCGUCACGGUUCAUAUUCUACCUAUGAAUUAAAGUUCACUCCUGAUCCCUACGACAGAAAACAGGACUUCACCAUCGUGGUGUUUCAGCAUGGUGUUUUACCAAUUGCAGAUUAUGUGUAUAAUGGAAGUCGCUACAGGUGGAUACAUGAAAGAAGGUCGUAUGGGUACAUUUAUAACUACUCCAAUUUCCUAUUGUGUCCUACUCAGGAUUCUAUGACAGACAAUUGGGACAAAAAAACAAAUAGGUUGGAAAAGUCAAUUGACCCUAAUAAUCCCUUGGUGGGUGGUUAUUUGUCGAAAUUAUUAUCGAUUAGGUCGCAUUUUACCAAGGAAGAAUACUAUUCUCCAAUGAAACUAGGCUCGUUGGACGAAAAAAGGGACUUUUCAAUUCUUGGUCGCUUCAAACAAAAAGCUCUGUUCACAAUGGGAGAUAUCUACAAUACCUCUAACGAUCCUACUGUUAAUUAUGAAAGUAUAUAUUCG